Molecule: messenger RNA, 1513 nt
Organism: Daphnia pulicaria
Lineage: Eukaryota; Metazoa; Arthropoda; Branchiopoda; Diplostraca; Daphniidae
Exons: 6
Coding region: 20-1486 (488 amino acids)
Source: RefSeq, a predicted model, not a curated record
CACUGCGGCCGAUAGCAGAAUGAAAAUUUUUAUUUUGCUUGAUGGAUGGCGGACCGCCAAUCCCUUGUUCAAAAAGCAGACGGUUUUGGUUGUAACACUUGACAAUUGUUUGUUUAGCACAUUUUGUAAGACGCACCGUAAAAACUUGAUAAUUAAUAAUAAUAUGUCUGGCAGUAAUAAAGUUUGUGUUAUUUGCGGUAAAUAUCGAAGAAGGUCGACAAAAGGUUCUUUAUCUUUUUUUUCAAUCCCUAAAAAAGAUAAAAAAUUGAGAAGUAAAAGUGAUAUAGAGUUAGUUGAAAGAAGAAUUGCAGCUUGGAUGGCAGCUAUUGGAUCUAAUAUUAAUAAGUACUAUGGUGCACCAUCUGUGUGUUCUUUACAUUUUCAUUCAGGCAAACCAGCAUACAUGUUUUCUGAAAAUGAUGUGGACUGGGUUCCAUCAAAGAAUUUAACAAAAAUAGAUCAACAGGAAGAACAAGAAGCACAUUCAAGUUGUGAAGACAGAUUACCAGUUAAUGACAGCACAGUGCAUGAUAAUAAUGUGUUGCCUGGCACAUUUCAAAGUAACGACAUUACAAUGGCUGACACUACUGUGGAUUCCAACUUGGAACAUAAUGAUACCUCUAAAGGGAAAUGCCUUUUUGAAAUCCAAAAUCUUGUUAAUCUUUUGAAAAAAAUUGGAAUUACUAAUCCGGAAGAACGCACAUUAAGAGAAAUAACGACACAUUUUGAAACGUUUCAUUCUACAAUUCAAACAGAAUCUGAUGAGGUGUCGCAUCCACAAACUCAAGUUUCUCCCAUUCAGUCACAAGACAUUAACUUAGGUAGAAAUUCAGUUGAUGAACAACUAGAAGCAAUGAGGGUAGAGGAGUCUACAAAGCUGAACGAAACAAUUUCUUCUUUAAGAGAGUUAGCCAGGAAAGAAAAAUUUAUUAACAGACUCAAAGAUAAUGAUAGAAUGACAAAGUUUUACACUGGACUCAAGUCAUGGAAACUUUUUGAAAUCACUUACAAAUUAAUUUUGCCUGGAAUUCAAGACUUAAGUUGGCUUACAAAACGAUCACUUCCAACGGAAGAGCAAUUCCUUCUAGUUCUAAUGAGGUUGCGACUCAAUUUACGUGAACAAGACUUAGCUUACCGCUUUCACAUUUCUCAAGCGGCAGUUUCCUCCUAUUUAUUGAAAUGGCUUGACGUAAUGUACGAUCGUCUAUCCCUGAACUUUAUGGUUCGGCCCAGAAAGGAAACUUUAGUUGAAUCAACGCCAACUUUAAAAAAUAAGGAAAUUCCUGUGAAAGUAAUUGGAAGAUUGCGAAAAACUUUCGGAAUUUUAAGAGAUGAAGCACCAGUAUCGUUAAUAGCACGCGACGAAGACUACAUUCCUCAUUUUGAUAAAAUCGCUUUUGUCUGUUGUUGCCUAAGUAACGCAAACCCCAGCGUUGUAUCCGAUUCGGUAACUGCUGCUAACUGUCUUACAUCUGAUGACCAAUGAGACAAAUACAAAAAACCUUUCACAAAA